UUAAAUUUUAUACUACAAUAUUCAAAGAUUGCACAUAAACUAGUAAUGAAAUCAAGGGCAGAAUCUCUCGUUUUGUUCUCUCCAUUUUUCAGUUUGGUCAUCACAAUAGCUCAGAAAUGUGAUUACAAAUUGUUUGUAGGAGGACAGAAAGUGCCUGCUAUUUUUAUGUUUGGAGACUCUUAUGGAGAUACAGGGAAUAACGAUUUUAUCAUUACAACAAGUAGGGCAGAUUUUCCUCCAUAUGGAAGAGAUUUCAUAGAUCAUAUUCCCACAGGAAGGUUCUCCAAUGGAAAACUCAUCUCUGACUACUUUGUUGAAGGACUUGGAAUCAAGGAACUGUUGCCCCCAUAUUUGGACCCAAACCUCAACGCCCAAGACUUGCUAACUGGUGUAUGUUUUGGAUCUUCUGGCACAGGCUUAGACAAUCUCACUGCCCAAAUAAGUAAUGUGAUACCAGUUUGGAAACAGAUUGAAUAUUUUAAAGAGUAUAGAAACAGAAUAGCAGGAUUGGUGGGAGAAGAAGAGGCCACCACCAUAAUCAGAAAUGCAAUAUUUCUCAUUAUAAUAGGCACAAAUGACUUCAUUGUCAACUACUUCACACUCCCAACUCGUCCACUUCAGUUCACUGUUCAAGAGUAUACAAAUUUUCUCCUGAAUAUAUACACAGUGUAUAUCAAGGAAUUAUACAAUCUGGGUGCCACUAGAUUCGCUUUGAUUAAUGUUCCACCAUUGGGAUGUUUACCAAUAGAGAGAACACUUAGAAGCGUUUUGAAUAGGGGAGCAUGUGACCAAGAGCUAAAUCAGGCUGCAUCUGGAUUCAAUUCGGGAUUAAAUGCCAUGAUUGAUGGACUCAGAUCUUCUAUUCCUAGGCUUCAAAUUGUUUCUCUGGAUUAUAACAAUCUGAUUUCCGAGUUCAUUGCAAAUCCUAGCAAAUAUGGUUUGGAGGUGAUUGCAAGGGGUUGCUGUGGGACGGGCACAGUAGAAGCUUCCAUCCUAUGCAAUGAAUUGAGUCCCUUUACAUGCCCUGAUGCUUCCAAAUAUCUCUUCUUUGAUUCCGUGCACUUUACUCAGAAGGCAUAUCAAAUCAUUUCUAAUACAUUUUUAACCAGAGAUGUUCCUCAACUUCUUUAAACUUGUUUGCAAUUGCAUAUAAUAUUCUGCAAAGGUUCUUCAAGGAAAUUAGUCUUUCCCUUGUUGACUUAUAUACACAUCAUGAUUACAAUGUAAUUAGAGUGUCAUGUCUAAAAAUUAUAGAGCUUAUAAUUUCUUGGAAUAAAAUAUUUAGGAAUAAGUUGGUAGGGUUAUUUGAAUGAAUUAUGAGGAAUAAGUCUAGGGUUAGAGUUAUAUCAUGAUAUAGAAAUCUUAUUGCAUAACGUUAGAGGCAUGAUUUUGUUUUCAUUGUUUGGCGAGGAUUUUGAUUAAGGGUAAAACAGGUUAUAACGGACCUUCUACAAUGGGUUUUGAAGUGGCAUAACUGUUUGACAA
Cryptomeria japonica (Japanese cedar) is the source of this 1485-nucleotide messenger RNA. RefSeq names its product GDSL esterase/lipase At4g26790-like. The record is from RefSeq and is a predicted model, not a curated record. The transcript is spliced from 5 exons. Bases 46 to 1131 code for a protein of 361 amino acids. Lineage: Eukaryota; Viridiplantae; Streptophyta; Pinopsida; Cupressales; Cupressaceae. Gene Ontology annotation, molecular function: hydrolase activity, acting on ester bonds.